Molecule: messenger RNA, 1630 nt
Organism: Psylliodes chrysocephalus
Lineage: Eukaryota; Metazoa; Arthropoda; Insecta; Coleoptera; Chrysomelidae
Source: the annotation of a GenBank genome assembly
GAUUUAAAUAAAUUUGUUUUUUUUUGUAUUUAUGGUAUACAUCUUUUCCAAACUAGUUUCUUUACACAAUAUUAUAGAAAACAUGGAUAACAUAUCCCAACAAUCAGAUGAGAUAGAAGCCCUAAAAUCCAUUUUUGGGGACGAAUGGCAUGUUGAUACUGAAACUGGUACAUACAAUAUUAAUAUUUCUAAAGAAGUAAAAUUAUUCAUAACUCUAACUUCCGAUUAUCCAUCUAGUUCUUUACCGAAAUAUGAAUUACUAGCACCAAAUUUAAAUAUUAGUCAAAAGAAAACUAUAGAACAAAAAUUUCAGAAUCUGUAUAAUGCAGAAGGAGGUGGUCCUCUUAUUUAUCAAAUGAUAAUGAUUGUUGAAGACAUUGUUAAGAAAUAUGACCAUACCAAAUCAAAUAAUAGUUUGUCUUCAAUUAGUCAAGAAGUUAGUGUAAAUGUAGAUGAGAAAAGUGAAACAAAAUAUUCUCAUUUAAAGAUUCAUCAUGGUCCUACAAUUGUAGACAGAAAAAGUGUAUUUCAAGGACAUGUUUGCGAGGUUAAUAAUAAAGAAGAUGUAAAUGGAUUUAUGGAGUUACUUCUUGAAAAUCGAAAAAUAGCUCAAGCAACACACAAUAUUUCUGCAUAUAGAAUUUUACUACCUAAUAACAUAAUACUGCAGGAUUGUGAUGAUGAUGGAGAAAACAGAGCUUCAUCCAGAGUUCUUGAAUUACUUCAAACUUUAAAACUAAACAAUGUAAUGGUGGUUAUUUCAAGAUGGUAUGGAGGCAUUCAACUUGGCCCAGACAGAUUUCGGCACAUCAACAAUGCCGCCAGGCAAGCAUUAGUGGAAUCGGGAACAAUAAAAAACUGAAAUUUAUUUUAUUGCAAUUAAGUCUGCAUGUUUUAAAAUAAUUUGUUCUAACUAUGUAAAUAAAAGUUAUUUUAUUCGUUUUUUUCGGGUUACAAAAAUCACAAUGCUACAAGUCUAAUUGAAGACUGUUUUUGACUAUAUUUAUUUUAAAUCAAAGUAUGUUUCAAUGAAAAAUAAAUGAUUUAAAUAUUUUAUAAAUAAAACUUGCAGUUCAUUUCAGCAUCAUUUAUUUUCAAGUAAGAAUUCAAUUCAUUUACCAUAAUAAUCAAAAACAGUUAAUAGAAUACAAAUUAGAACUACAAAUACAUGUAAAAUACAAUUAGAAAUUAUGGAGGUAAAUUGUACCUCAUAGAUUCAUUAUGAAUAGCUCUUAUUAAAUCUUGAUUGAUGGAGAAAAUGAAUCUUAAACAGGCAAUUUCGACGACUGCAUUAUCAUAUAAGCGAACUUUGUUACCUACUGUUAUUGGUCUACCAUCAACAAAAAUUGGUCUCUUGCCUUCUGAUGAAAGAUAAAAUUCACCAAACUUAUUACCUUAGAGUAGCCUGUCUUCUAGAAAUCUUAUGUGCUGGUCCUUCUAGGGCCAGAUCUAUAUCUACAACAUGACCUUUCCCGGAUCGUCCAAUACUAAUUUCCCUACUUCUCAUUAAGUACCUAACCAUUCUUCCCCUUAGGACAGCUAAAGUCUGGUUAUCUAACAUACCUGGGCAGACACCAGUAACACUGUCAACUAAAACGUUCCAUCUUCCCACCUAAAAUAAAUUAAAACU